Messenger RNA from Leopardus geoffroyi (Geoffroy's cat), 1675 nucleotides. RefSeq names its product L-lactate dehydrogenase C chain. The coding region runs from base 172 to 1170 and encodes 332 amino acids. Gene Ontology annotation, biological process: carboxylic acid metabolic process. Gene Ontology annotation, molecular function: L-lactate dehydrogenase (NAD+) activity. The record is from RefSeq and is a predicted model, not a curated record. NCBI's taxonomy places the organism in Eukaryota, Metazoa, Chordata, Mammalia, Carnivora, Felidae. Gene Ontology annotation, cellular component: cytoplasm. The transcript is spliced from 8 exons.
UAGUACUGGGGUGAAAAUGGUGGCUCGAGGGCAAGGAGAAAUAAAAGCUUAUUGGUUCCCCAAACCCUACUACUGAUAGGUAGACUGGUCCUGGCUUUACCUCUCCACACCCUUGACCCUUGACCCUCCACCCUUGGUUCCAACUUUCUGCAAACCCAAAAGGUUCUCAACAUGUCAACUGUCAAGGAGAAGCUUAUUGAGAAUCUAAUUGGGGAAGAGAAGAGCUCCCAGAGUAAGAUCACCAUUGUCGGAACUGGUGCUGUGGGCAUGGCCUGUGCUAUUUGUAUCUUAUUGAAGGAUUUGGCCGAUGAACUUGCCCUUGUUGAUGUUGCAGUGGACAAAUUGAAGGGAGAAACAAUGGAUCUUCAGCAUGGCAGUCUUUUCUUUAAUACUUCAAAGAUUACCUCUGGAAAAGAUUACAGUGUAUCUGCAAACUCCAAAUUAGUUAUUGUCACAGCAGGUGUGCGGCAGCAGGAGGGAGAAAGUCGCCUUGCCCUGGUCCAACGUAAUGUGAACAUUAUGAAAUCGAUCAUUCCUACCAUAGUCCAUCAUAGUCCUGACUGUAAGAUGCUUAUUGUUUCAAAUCCAGUGGACAUUUUGACAUAUGUGGUCUGGAAGCUAAGUGGCUUACCUGCAACUCGUGUAAUUGGAAGUGGUUGUAAUCUAGACUCUGCCCGUUUCCGUUACCUAAUUGGGGAGAAGUUGGGUGUUCAUCCCACAAGCUGCCAUGGUUGGAUUAUUGGAGAACAUGGUGAUUCUAGUGUGCCCUUAUGGAGUGGGGUGAAUGUUGCUGGUGUUGCCCUGAAGAGUCUAGACCCUAAAUUAGGAACUGAUUCAGACAAGGACCAAUGGAAAAAUAUCCAUAAACAAGUUAUUGAAAGUGGCUAUCAGAUUAUCAAGCUGAAAGGGUAUACCUCUUGGGCUAUUGGACUAUCUGUGACAGAUCUGGUAGGAUCAAUUUUGAAAAAUCUGAGGAGAGUGCAUCCAGUUUCUACUAUGGUUAAGGGCUUAUAUGGAUUAAAAGAAGAAAUCUUUCUCAGUAUCCCUUGUGUCUUGGGACAAAAUGGUGUCUCAGAUAUUGUGAAAGUUAACUUGAAUUCUGAGGAGGAGGCCCUUUUUAAGAAGAGUGCAGACAUACUUUGGAAUAUCCAAAAAGAGCUGGUAUUUUAAAGCCUCUUAAUGUUCCACUGUUUUAUAGAAGAAGAUAUCAGACUGUAUAUUUUCUAUUUUGAAAGUAUUGUCAUUUGAUUUGUAAAAAAUUAAAAAAAAAAAACAUUGGAAACCCAUGACAUAACUUCAGUCCCUCAAGGCUAGAAAAAGGAAAUGGUAAAAAUAUUUCCCCUCUUUAUGAAUCUCUUACAACUCUGUUCUAAUGAUACCCAACCUAUACAUAUGCAAGUAAUACUUCUGAAGUAUGCUAUAUAUGAGUUGACUUCAAGUUUGGUAGAGUAUGUAUAAUAAUCCUUUAUAAUAUAAAACUUAUGAUUCUUCCCAUAAAACAACCAGCACUUUUUCUAGCAUUGAAAUUUCAUUCUUCUAUUAGGGCACAGGCAUAUUCAGUUUAUAUUGCUUCAUUAGCUUUGUGUGUCUAUGUGUGAUCUGCACCGGGUAUGUUAAGUCCAUGUAUAACAGAAAGAAACAGAAAUAAAACUUCAAUGGCAUAAUCAAAAUUAAA